Messenger RNA from Sebastes umbrosus (honeycomb rockfish), 1527 nucleotides. RefSeq names its product centriole, cilia and spindle-associated protein b (gene ccsapb). Gene Ontology annotation, cellular component: cytoskeleton; spindle; ciliary transition zone. Gene Ontology annotation, biological process: regulation of mitotic spindle assembly. Lineage: Eukaryota; Metazoa; Chordata; Actinopteri; Perciformes; Sebastidae. The record is from RefSeq and is a predicted model, not a curated record. The coding region runs from base 332 to 1189 and encodes 285 amino acids. Gene Ontology annotation, molecular function: microtubule binding. The transcript is spliced from 5 exons.
AUACAAUAAAAAUAAAAAAUAAAAUAAAUAAUACAAUAAAAAUAAAUAAAUAAAAUAAAUAAAUAAUACAAAAAUAAAUAAAUAAAACGAAUUGUCUUUUCAACCUCUUUUACCAUCUGAUAAAAAAUCGUUAUCACCCAAACGGUUCAUAACCACCCUGACUCUCAUUCCUGACCUCCCUGCCCCGGUAUAGAGCCACCUGUUGCGGGUGUUUGUCUGUUUAAAGACGUCCUCCAGCGGGCGGAGCUAAGAGAGACGCAGCCUGUGAUUACAGCACCGUGGACGCCAUCUGUCCUGCUCUGCUUCCGUGAAAUCCGAGCCCAGUUGCAAGAUGGUGACCAAGAGGAUCCGCUCUGAGUACAUGAAGAAGUUCAAAGACCCUAAGUGGGAGACGUACACCAGGUGUUACGAGGAGAUGCUGAAGUACCGGCUGACCCGCAGGCUGCUGGAGCACACACACAAACCCUGGUUCUGGAGCGGCCCAGACAGCGACUCAGACUCUGGAGGAAGGAGUCCUCCUCAUCCUGAUCCUCAUCCUCCUCCUAAUCCUCCUCCCAGUAAGAAGAACCAGGUGCAGGCCGACACCAGCAGAGACCGGGCCGAGCUGGAGGAGUGCGAGGGGGCGAGGAUGGAGAGGCAGCAGAGCAGAGCUGCGGGGUCUGUUCCCAGGCUGCCCCUUCAGGAGGAGGAGAGAGGGUCUGCAGUCCAUGGCGCACAGCUCGAAGGUGCCAGAGAGCCAGGAGGAGUACCAGAGGAGGAGAGAGAGGACAGUCAAGACAGAGAGAGAGACACUGGAGGACUCCAACCACAGCAGAGGAAACCCUCCAAACCCUCAAAGCAAACAUGGCGCUCCCACCGGGUCAGGCCUGCACCAACACUGCAGCCCAGGGACGACGGAGAGGAGAGCAGACAUCCUUUCGCUCUGUACGGUUCAGGAGAGAAGGAUGCAGACAUGGCGAGCAGGAAGACACACAACGUUGGCCCUUUAGCUUCGACUACAGAGAUCCAUGAGUCGGCUCUUCGUGCCAAGACCAGGAGGGAGGUGGAGCGUCAGGUCCAUACCCAGAGAGCCGAGCGCCGCCAGAGAGUCAAGUCUGCUGAUCUGGACAAGGCCAGGAAGGUGGUUCAACCAGAAUACAACCCCUGGCUCACUGAGUACAUGCGCUGCUUCUCUGCACGCUCCCGAUAAGACACACGUACAUACACUGAGCAGAAAUACUUACUUCAGAGUGAUUCCAGACCAAAAUAAAGCCAUUAUUGCCUCAAACCCCUGAAGUUUAAAUACCCAUAGAUGUAGAAUAGUAUGGAGUGGAUUGAUUCAUACAAAGGCUCCAAAAUGUGAAUCACUCUCGCAUUCAGGAUGUAAACUGACAAACUUUUAAACUCACUGUGUGGCUUAUUCCCCCAGAUGUGUACUAUCAUGUGUUUUAUACAAAUCAAUUUUAAUACUAUAUACAAUAAGAACCAUUUUACAGGGUAUCGGAGACUCUUGAAAGAAAUUAUUUGAAAUUAAAUGUAUAAUUAAUA